AUGUUUCUUCGUUUAUGUCUUGCCGUUUGUUUGGUUUUGGCCGCUGUUAAUGGUCGUGUUGUUAAAACAAAACCAUUUCUUUCACAAAGAUUAGUCAACGAAAUUAAUGCAGUACAAUCAUCAUGGAAAGCAGCACCAUCAAAAUUUAUGUCAUGGUCAGAAAAAUCACUUAAACGAAUGAUGGGUGUUCGUCCAGAAUAUUUCGAACAAAUCAAAUCAAUUGAAGCAAUUGAACAUGAAAUCCCAAAUGAUUUACCAGUUAAUUUCGAUGCUCGUGAUAACUGGCCAACUUGCGCAUCAAUCAAAGAAGUUCGUGAUCAAGGAAGCUGUGGAAGUUGUUGGGCUUUUGGUGCUGUUGAAGCUAUGUCUGAUCGUAUCUGUAUUGCUUCAAAAGGUGCUCAAAACUUUCAUAUUUCAGCUGAAGAUCUUACCGCAUGUUGUUCAUCAUGUGGUUUCGGAUGUGAUGGUGGUUUCCCACAAGCUGCUUGGGCAUACUUCAAAAGUGACGGUUUAGUUACUGGUGGUAAUUACGACACAAAACAAGGUUGUGAACCAUACACAAUUAAAGCUUGUGAUCAUCAUGUCAACGGAAGUAAAGCACCAUGCGGAGAUGAAGAACCAACACCACAAUGCACAAAGAAAUGUAUCGAUGGUUAUCCAACUACAUAUACCAAAGAUAAACAUUUUGGUGCAAGUGUUUAUUCAGUUCGUUCCGAAAAACAAAUUCAAACUGAAAUCCAAAAAAAUGGUCCAGUUGAAGCUGCUUUUACUGUCUAUGCUGAUUUUCUUACAUACAAAUCCGGUGUUUACAAACAUACAUCUGGUUCAGUUCUUGGUGGACAUGCCGUCAAAAUUCUUGGUUGGGGUGUAGAUGGUUCAACACCAUACUGGCUCGUUGCUAACUCAUGGAACGAAGAUUGGGGAGAUAAAGGUUUCUUUAAAAUCCUCCGUGGUAAAGAUGAAUGUGGUAUUGAAGAUGGUAUUGUUGCUGGUUUACCAAAAGUUUAA
Messenger RNA from Adineta steineri, 1008 nucleotides. The record is from the annotation of a GenBank genome assembly. NCBI's taxonomy places the organism in Eukaryota, Metazoa, Rotifera, Eurotatoria, Adinetida, Adinetidae.